Triplophysa dalaica is the source of this 2327-nucleotide messenger RNA. RefSeq names its product olfactomedin-4-like. Gene Ontology annotation, biological process: signal transduction. The transcript has 5 exons. The coding region runs from base 57 to 1445 and encodes 462 amino acids. Lineage: Eukaryota; Metazoa; Chordata; Actinopteri; Cypriniformes; Nemacheilidae. The record is from RefSeq and is a predicted model, not a curated record.
CCGGCUUUUGAACUGCAGUGCUCUCAGACACAGUUGUAUUUUCUCCUGGUUAAACCAUGAAUCAAAUUAAAUUAAUCAUUUUGAUGAUCGUCAUUCCUCAAUUUCUUUCGAAGGAAAUGAGAGGAAAGGAUUGUGUGUGUGAUCUUAAAAACACAGAUCCCGCUUUCCCUGAGAACAAAUUAAGGAAAGUAGUGACCAAUGUCUCACACUGCACCAGGACCAUCACUUCAGAAAAGAUGUUAGAGAGUGACAGACUUGUGCUGGGUCUGCGUCAACGUAUCAGUCAACUGGACGACAACGUGAAGACGUUGGAGAAAGAGGACGACAGAAACGUGUAUGGGGCCGUGACUCUCCGCAUCAUUGAUUUAGAGUUAGCUGAGAUUCAGGACCUCCUGGACAAACUCAACAAAACAACAAGACAUUUUCAAAAGCUUAGCAUAGAGACUAAAACUGAGCUUAGUAACAUGAAGGACACAAUGGAGGAGCUGGAGAAGUUCGACAACUUGCAGGUGAUAAAGAAAGAACGUGAGAAUCAGCGUAUCAAGAUGGAUCUUGAGCAGUGCCACAAGGACCUCAAGCCUACGCCACCAACCCCAACAAUUUCUCCGGAAAAGGGUCACUGUGGUCUGGGGAAGAUAGUCCGUGUGUCUGGACCUAAAACUUAUUCCCUCACGGUAUACGGGACCUCUUACAGUUUUGGCGCUUGGGGCAGGGAUGCAAAUCCAGCGCCAGGAGACGAGAACAAGUACUGGCUGGUGGUGCUGUCCAGUAGUAAUGUGUAUGGCAAUUUUGUUCGCCGAUACAACAGUAUGAGUACAAUAUUAUUAGGCAUAGGACAUACAGAUACAUACAUAUCAAGCUCCAACCCCACAACUAACACAAUUCAGGGGCCAAACAUGGUCAUGUAUGGAAAUGCUCUUUACUAUAACUGUUACUACACACUCAAUGUCUGUAAGUUUAAUAUGACGACUCGCACUGUUAGUACCGUGGCACUACCUAAAGAUGCUGGUUACAACAGCGUGUAUCCAUUUGCACAUCUUGGCACAAUAUAUUACUAUACUGAUAUGGAUUUUGCCGCAGAUGAAUCUGGCGUGUAUGUUAUCUAUGCUACAACAAGCAACUUUGGAAAUGUAGUUAUCGGUAAAGUUGAGACUAGCACUCCACCUGUGUUGAAUCAAACUUGGUCAACAACUCUGCACAAAAAGACCGUCACAAACACUUUUAUGGUGUGCGGCGUGCUGUACGCCACCCGUUACUUCGAUAAAGACACAGAGGAGAUCUUUUAUUCCUAUGACACCAAAACUAACACAGAGCGCUACGAUUUGAGAAUUCAUAUCAAGAAGGUGCAGACCAAUAUUCAGUUUCUGAAUUAUGACUCCAGAGAUCAUCUUCUGUAUGUGUACAGUGAUGCCUACAUUCUUACAUAUGAAAUCGUGUUUCAGUAAAUUUAGACUCGCUUUUGAUACUAUUUUAAAAAUCAAUCUACACUGAGGAGGAAGUAGAUUGUCAUGUCCUCUUUACACUUUUUCAGUUAAAGAAUCUCUAUUCAGGGCAGAAGGUGCUUUUUUAAACACAGGUAAAAAUUUGGAUGCUAUCGCUUACAUGCAAAUGAAAACAGUAUGUUAUGGAUUUCUACUAUUCAGGGGCAACGCCAACAUUUCAGAAGUGAGGGGGGCAGAAAUGUCAAAGGAAAAAUUAUAUGGGACUUAUCCAUUUUAUUAAAAGUCCCCCAAGUACUCUGUGCCAUUAAUAGUAUGUCUUACUAAAUAUACAAAGACUAAAAUUCUGUGCAUUUUCUGCAUUUUCUUUUGCUUUAUUUUGUAUUGUGAAGGAAUUCACAAAUGUAUCAAAUUAAGAAUCUUGAAAUAAAUUACAGCAUAUUUUAUAAAAGUGUUAAACUGCUGAUUCUACUGUUUUAAUGGAUAUACAUUUACAAGAAGUGGACAAUUUUAUCUUAAGCAAAUUAUUGUGCAGUGCCUUCAACAUACACUACCGGUUGAAAGUUAAGGAUCAUUCACUCAUUUUCACAGUUUAAAAUAAUAGUAAACCAUGGAUUAACAUAGUUGUAACUGUAGGAGUUAUGCUGUUACUAAACCAACCAAAAUAAAUGAACUCUAUUCAUAUUUUAGCAUAUUUAUAAGUGUUUACCAUUUGCCUAGAAUUUGUGAAAUCAUACACAUUAAAAGCUUUUUAAACAGUAUUUAAAGAAUUUCCAUCUAUGCUGGUGCCCUGAUUGGCUGCUUUUGAUUCAUUAUUUGCUCUAAGUAAUCCAUUACAAAAAUAUGUAUUCAAAUAAAAUGAAUUCUAAUAAAAUAAAUUAAUAUGUU